This is a messenger RNA of Zootermopsis nevadensis, 1853 nucleotides long. NCBI's taxonomy places the organism in Eukaryota, Metazoa, Arthropoda, Insecta, Blattodea, Termopsidae. The record is from RefSeq and is a predicted model, not a curated record.
GUGAUCAGCGAGUACCGCGCCCUCCACCGGAAGCACCUCCAUGUACUCUUGCAAAAGCAGAUCCAGAACCUCAACCUCUCAUUCGGAAUGGGAGACUCUUAUCAUGGAUUUGAAUUUAUGAAGCAACGUUGCAAGGUGACCUGCUGACAUCAUGACUCGCAGACGUUAGCUAUGACCUCUGGGCCGUUUUCGAACAUGGCCCAUGUGCCGAAUCCUGUCUGUCUGGAGUUUGCUUGUCUUUUUUUCCGUGAUGGGGCCGUGCCACAGCUUCGCAGCUUCUGGAGGACAUGUUGGAGGAAGUGAAACACGUGACACACCUACGUCGCCAUCACCUGCACAUCCUUCUCACCCCUCUCCUCACAAACUGGUCCUCGCACGGCAUUGGAGAUCUCCUCACCGCCUUCAGACUCUUAGCUGCGCGCUGCAAGAGCCUCAAACAGUUGAAUAUCUCGUACCUGAGGCACAUGAACCCCAGUGUCCUGAUGGGACUCGUGCCUUGCUUCUCGAACUUGGUGAGCCUCAACCUCAGGAUGACACUCACCGUAGACCAGCUGCUACGUCAGAUAGGACGGGCGUGUCCUGACCUCCGCGAGCUUAAUCUUGCCUCCACCCCGAUCACGGACAGAGGACUGGUGCAACUGUGCGUCGCCGACGACGGCCAUCGCCUGUGCCAGAACCUUCUUCGACUCUUCGUCGCAGACACUGCAGUAUCGACUGGCGGCGCGACAGUGGUCCUCCAGUCCCUGCCCAACCUCCGAGAAUUCGAUUACGAUCAGAUAUUCGACGUUCUGGAGUUGGUGGAAAACUGGGAUCAGGGGCUGGAAUCACGGCUGCUGAUGGGAGCAGGAGUUCGACUGAGCGCCGAGCCAACGUUGCCCCCUUCACAUAUCCGCCUCACAACGCUCAUCUCAGUAGCCGAGCACGUCUGCGUCCAAGGCCUCGAAGCUGCUGCUCGUCUGUGCCCUGAAACUCGCUCUGUUACACUGUCCAACGCUUGGCUCCCCAGUGAGGCCCUCUACAAAUUAAUGGUGAUGGAACACCUCACGUCAAUCUCUCUAACAAACUCCGAAGGACUCACUUUAGACUUCCAUGAAGGUGUUUUGCCUCUGCUUGCUGUAUGCGGACACAGACUUCAAAAUCUUAUCCUUACCAAUUUUACAUCUGUUGACAUUACAGGUGAGCUGCAAACAAUGUCAAAUUAUAUGUGAAUUUGAGGUCCUCACAGUCUCCAUAAACCAUCAACUACUCAAAACUAUCCAAAAGUCUGCAUGCACUUCUUGCCCGCCCUCUCAGAGUGGUAUGUCCAGCCCGCCGACACCUCAAUCAGUGGACUAUUGCAAAAUUCUUCCCGCCUAAAGAAACAACUUUGGUCUUGAUACGAUUCAUGGAACGCGCUUUUUCUCCUGAGCUGCAGAAACCACACUGAAAGGAAACACGCCCAUAAUCUUUUUUUUUUCAGUUCUGACAGAUCUAAAAAUUUAUACGAUUUCCAGAAACUGUAAAAUGUGGAAGAACUGGACAACCCGAAAAAUUCUCAACUAACUCUCUCAUCCAGAAACCUGAGCACUCCCAGAAAAUACAGAGUUUUGCCACACAAACCUAAACAUUCUUUACUUCAGCCAUGGGCACGUUCAAAAGCAAACUAAAUAUAGAGACUUAGAUAAUAAUGUACUGGUUGAUCAGGCCUAAUGCACUUCUCAGAGGCAGUGACAGAUGAAUAUGGAGCACUGUUAAACGACUGUAGAAAAAUGCCGAAGUAACCAGCGGUACUGCAGUCUGUCACAAUUCCACGUUAAAUACCUGAAAUAAAUCUCAACUGACACAGAGAGGAAUCUGAUCAGUGGCACUGCUGC